UAAUAUAAUAAUAAUAAUAAUGUAGUUAGGCAUGAAUGAUGAGAAAUUAACCAGAGCUGCAGAGCAUAUACGUGUUCAAAGAUAACUUGAGAGAGACGAAAUCCUGUAGUUCCGAUUUGAUCAGAAUACCAUACUUCGACUGUAUAUUCGAAUGGCGACGGUGGCGAUAGAAACUCGGCAGGCGGAUGAGGCGAAGAACCACCACCACCAAAGCGCGUCGGGCGGCGGAGAAGGGCUUCGGCAAUACUAUCAGCAACGUAUACAGGAUCUGCAGCUACUAGUCCGCCAGAGAGACAACGAUCUUCAGCGUCUUGAAGCUCAGCGCAACGACCUCAAUGGCCGAGUGAGAUCACUGAAGGAGGAACUGCAGCUUCUUCAGGAGCCUGGAUCAUAUGUUGGGGAAGUUGUCAAAGUUAUGGGAAAAUCAAAGGUCUUGGUCAAGGUCCAUCCUGAAGGAAAAUAUGUUGUUGAUAUUGACAAGAACAUUGAUAUCACUAAGAUUACACCCUCGAUGAGGGUUGCUUUACGCAAUGACAGCUAUGUUCUCCACUUAAUCUUGCCUAGUAAAGUCGAUCCAUUGGUGAACCUCAUGAAAGUUGAAAAAGUUCCAGACUCUACUUAUGACAUGAUUGGUGGUCUUGAUCAGCAAAUUAAAGAGAUAAAGGAGGUGAUUGAACUUCCAAUAAAACAUCCAGAAUUGUUUGAGAGUCUUGGAAUUGCCCAACCCAAGGGAGUCUUGCUCUACGGGCCUCCAGGAACAGGUAAAACACUGCUUGCAAGGGCUGUGGCUCACCACACUGACUGCACUUUUAUUCGAGUUUCGGGCUCUGAAUUAGUCCAGAAGUACAUUGGAGAAGGCUCAAGGAUGGUUAGAGAACUUUUUGUAAUGGCCAGAGAGCAUGCUCCAUCAAUCAUCUUUAUGGAUGAAAUUGAUAGCAUAGGAUCUGCUCGCAUGGAAUCUGGAAGUGGCAACGGGGAUAGUGAGGUUCAGAGAACUAUGCUGGAGCUUCUCAAUCAGCUGGAUGGAUUUGAAGCAUCUAACAAGAUAAAAGUGUUGAUGGCAACCAAUAGAAUUGACAUUCUGGACCAAGCUCUUCUCAGGCCUGGAAGAAUAGAUAGGAAAAUUGAGUUCCCAAAUCCCAAUGAAGAGUCUCGGUUUGACAUCUUGAAGAUACACUCGAGGAAAAUGAAUUUGAUGAGGGGGAUUGAUCUGAAGAAGAUUGCUGAGAAAAUGAAUGGUGCGUCUGGUGCAGAACUUAAGGUAUGUUUGGGAUUUUUAGUUACAUUGGCCAGUUAGAAAGCAUUAAUUUCU
This is a messenger RNA of Olea europaea var. sylvestris, 1312 nucleotides long. Its product is annotated as 26S proteasome regulatory subunit 8 homolog A-like. Gene Ontology annotation, molecular function: ATP binding; ATP hydrolysis activity; proteasome-activating activity. The record is from RefSeq and is a predicted model, not a curated record. Gene Ontology annotation, cellular component: proteasome regulatory particle, base subcomplex. The coding region runs from base 152 to 1297 and encodes 381 amino acids. The transcript is spliced from 8 exons. NCBI's taxonomy places the organism in Eukaryota, Viridiplantae, Streptophyta, Magnoliopsida, Lamiales, Oleaceae. Gene Ontology annotation, biological process: proteasome-mediated ubiquitin-dependent protein catabolic process.